AUGGCUUGGCGCAACAUUAUAUCGAAUGUAUUGCCCUUCUUUGGGGGCGAGAGCCAGAGCGUGCUUCCUAUGGCAGUUGGCCGGGGUACGUUGAACGGACGUGAACCUGGGGACAGUCGGAUGCACUGGUUGUAUACGUGGGAAACACGUGACAAGAUGAUGCCUGCCCGUACCCGGUUUGCGCGGACGCUGGGUCACAUUCAGUUUACCAAUGUCGCCGGCCAUUCCUGGUGCAACAGCGGAUACGGUGACGCUAUGACGCUGGCCAUAAGCCAAUUGAUGAAAUCGGAGGUCGCGGUCAUGCUCAAUAACGCCGCCGCAAGCAUCGACAACAAAAGCGGAGGUCUUCUUUGGGAUGAAGCUCAAGGCCGCUUCGUAAGUGACCCACCCAAAGCCAGCAGCAAUCCACUCAAGACAAACAGUGACCCAACAGCGAAGAACCAACGUCCUGGAACCCAGCAAGGCAACACAACUAUUGGACGUCUAAACACUGGUGGAGUCUACAACACUGGCGGCGGGGGCCAUAAUACAGGCAACGCUAGUAGCGGGCGUUACAACGGCGGAACUGGUGGCUACGCUACCGGUGGCUACGCUACCGGUGGUGGCAGCUUCAGCAUCGGAGGUGGAAGCAACAAC
Molecule: messenger RNA, 636 nt
Organism: Gregarina niphandrodes
Lineage: Eukaryota; Apicomplexa; Conoidasida; Eugregarinorida; Gregarinidae
Exons: 1
Source: RefSeq, a predicted model, not a curated record